AUAUAUAUAUAUAUCAGACCCCUUUAAUGUUUUAACCACUGCAACCUAUAGGGCUAGAAAAAUAUAGUGGAUCGAAGUACGUACAAUCAUGAAAAGAUCAACAAUUAGCAGCUGCUUUCAUGCAUAUUCUCUGAUAAUGAUGUUGAUUUGCUUUGCGCUGUGCUUGGUCGCAACGUCCCAACUAACCACGGAUUUCUAUGCAAAAACUUGUCCGAAUCUUGCGAAAAUUGUGCGCAAGGGGAUCCAAAGUGCCAUUAAGACUGAAAUGCGGAUGGGUGCUUCUUUGGUUCGCCUUCAUUUCCAUGAUUGCUUUGUGAAUGGUUGUGAUGGAUCGGUACUGCUGGAUGGAAGUGAUAGUGAGAAGCUUGCACUUCCGAAUUUGAAUUCAGCAAGAGGAUUCGAAGUGAUCGACGCAAUCAAAAGCUCCGUUGAGAGUGAAUGUAGUGGAGUUGUAUCAUGCGCUGAUAUACUAACCUUAGUUGCCCGAGAUUCUAUCCUCUUAAGCGGAGGACCAACAUGGAAGGUUUCAUUGGGAAGAAGAGAUGGAUUGGUGGCAAACCAGACAGGAGCGAAUGUAUCGCUUCCAUCUCCAUUUGAUACUCUGGAUGCAAUCAUUUCAAAGUUUAGGGUUGUAGGACUCAACAUCACAGACGUGGUGUCUUUGUCAGGAUCUCACACUAUUGGAUUCGCCAAGUGCGCCACUUUCAGCAACAGAUUGUUCGACUUCAAUGGAACAGGCAGUCCUGAUGCUUCCUUGGAAUCCACCAUGGCUGGUGAGCUUCAGACCCUAUGCCCUCUCAAUGGAGACCUAAACAAGAUCGCCCCUCUCGAUCGCAACUCCGUCGAUCUAUUCGACAACCACUACUUCAAGAACUUGCUCAACAAUAAGGGCCUUCUUGGUUCUGACCAACUCCUUUAUUCCAGUGAAUUAGCCCCAUCCACAACCAAAAGUCUGGUUGAAAGCUAUAGCAGCGACAUGAAUCUUUUCAUUACCGACUUUGUUAAUUCCAUGAUCAAGAUGGCCAAUAUAAGUCCUCUCACUGGGACUGCUGGCGAGAUUCGGAAGAACUGCAGGGUUGUUAAUUCAUGAUCAUGACUUGCAGCUUAAGAAAUCCAGAGAGACACAAUUUACAUCCUAUAUAUAUGUAUAUAUAUAUAGAUCAAUACCAAUACUGUAUGCAUUGUUAAUUAAGUUCCACUAAAAUAAUAAUUAAUUAAUUACUGCGUUUGUUGUAAUAAAAAUUAACUUGUACUUCUACUGUUUGUGUGGCCACCAUAUUAUCCAUAUAUGUGGUUAUCUUGUUAACUCGUGAUUGGAAGUGUGCUAUGUGUUGGCCUGCCAAUUAAUUGAGUA
Messenger RNA from Ziziphus jujuba (common jujube), 1354 nucleotides. RefSeq names its product peroxidase 59. The transcript is spliced from 3 exons. NCBI's taxonomy places the organism in Eukaryota, Viridiplantae, Streptophyta, Magnoliopsida, Rosales, Rhamnaceae. The record is from RefSeq and is a predicted model, not a curated record. Gene Ontology annotation, biological process: hydrogen peroxide catabolic process; response to oxidative stress. Gene Ontology annotation, molecular function: peroxidase activity; heme binding. Bases 89 to 1090 code for a protein of 333 amino acids.